AUCGCAUCUCUCUCUCACUCUCGCGACAAACGUCAGCGCGGAGAUCCGUCAAGUACGCGAAUCGGAGUAGACGAUUUGCCAGUUUAAUCGUUUCAACGUCAUCGCGCGUAAUUCGCGAUCCUUUUAAAAUAGACUCAUUAUUAUUCGAUAUGCAUAGCCGCGGCGUGCGAUGAUCCCGCGGCCGCGGGCGUUCGCCGAUCAAUGUCAUCGCACGCGUGUCACCGCCGAUCUGUCAUCGGGCCGAAAAUGCGAGUGGGCGUAAAAUCGCCGGCGGGUCCCCCCGACGACGUCGUAUACGCCGCGCUGCCCAACUAACCUAACAUCUGAUCUGAUGCGAUGGUGACCGUGGUCGGACGGGACGACGGAUGCGCUGGUUAGAUAUCGCGUAUCGCCGCACGUCGUACAGCGAGAUCAUCUGUCAUCUGUCAUCUGUCAUGCGUCGGGACGCCCGUGUGACGCCGCUCGAGGACGACGACGACGUGGAUCAGAUUCGACGCGAUCGCUGACCGAUCCUCGCGAGAGACCGUCUCUCCUCUCCGCUGAUCGCUGCGCUUUUAUAGGUUAUCUCUCUGGAUCUCCAGUUGACACGUACUGACGAUACUGUCACGUACGUAUACGCGUACGUAUAUGCACGCGCGACUUAUUCCGAGUAAAGUGUUGCGAAAUACCGCGCGUGAAACUACGUGAAUUCUCUUCUCCACGGCAUAUCACAGCUCGCACAAUCUUCGUCAUGUGUCUCGGGAAGGUCGGGUCGUUCGAGCCCUUCCUGUCGACGGCUACCUUCUGUCUCGGUUUCGAACAGCAAUACAAAAGAGCAAAUGUGAUUACAUUUUGGAGGAAUUUUUGAAUCACAUAAAUAACUGUUGCAAUGUGCUUGUGACUAAAUAUAGAUCUUUUACAUUGGUAAAAUAAUGCUUAGAAUCGUCAUAUAUCUUUGUAUAACUUGACUGUAAAUUUCCAAAAUGCAAGCCAAGAAACGCUACCUAUUAUUAUUUGUAACAUGCGCGUUUCUUGGUUACUGUUACUUUGGUGGAUAUCGUUUGAAAAGUGAAAAAUGGACAGGCAGAUCUCAGUUGCCUUACGAGCGAUUGCCUUCAUAUUUAAGUCUAAAUGAAGAGUUCUAUGACAAAGAUUUAAAGACAUCCAGUGGAACUUUAGCUAUGUCUCAACGUGCAAGGCAUUGUCGCAUGGAAACCUGCUUUGACUUUACCAGAUGCAAGCAAGGUUUCACCGUAUAUGUGUAUCCAGUUGAAGAAGUGAUAAGUCCGUUAUACCAAAAAAUAUUAAACGUUAUCACAGAGUCGAGAUAUUACACAUCAGAUCCAGCACGAGCAUGUAUAUUUGUCUUAGCUCUGGAUACAUUAGAUAGAGAUCCUUUAUCCACUGAAUUUGUACACAACCUUCCCUCUAAACUGUUGCAUCUGCCAUAUUGGAAUAACGGAAGAAAUCAUCUGAUAUUUAACUUAUACUCUGGUACAUGGCCCGAUUAUGUGGAGGAAUCGCUGGCCUUUGAUGUGGGUUAUGCGAUGCUGGCUAAGGCUAGUAUGUCCAUCUUUAGACAUAGAUCAGACUUUGAUGUGUCGAUACCUCUGUUUGGCAAACAACAUCCAGAACGUGGUGGAGAAUCUGGCCAAGCGUUAGAAAAUAAUUUUCCCAAUAAUAAAAAAUACGUGGCAGCCUUUAAGGGGAAACGAUACGUACACGGUAUUGGAUCUGAGACAAGAAAUGCUCUCUAUCAUUUACAUAAUGGCAAAGAUUUGGUAUUUGUCACAACUUGUCGUCAUGGAAAAGCUUGGAGAGAAUUGCAGGAUGAACACUGUCAGCAAGAUAAUCAGGAAUACGAUACAUACGACUAUGAGAUUUUAUUAAUGAAUGCAACAUUUUGUUUGGUUCCACGAGGACGACGAUUGGGCAGCUUUCGAUUUCUAGAAGCUUUGCGUUCAGGAUGUAUUCCAGUUAUCUUAAGUAAUGGUUGGGCUCUUCCUUUUCAUGAGCGUAUCGAUUGGACUCAAGCUGCCAUAUUUUCCGAUGAGAGAUUAUUACUUCAAAUUCCAGAUAUAGUACGAUCCGUGUCCAAUGUACAAAUUCUUAAAUUGCGGCAGCAAACGCAAUUCUUAUGGGAGAGAUAUUUUUCAUCUAUCGAGAAAAUUGUAUUCACCGCAUUUGAGAAUAUUCGCGAGCGUUUACCAUGGGAAGGAGCACGAGAAAGAAUUGUUUGGAACACCAGUCCUGGAGCAUUGGUGAUUUUGCCGCAAUUUGCCGAUAGCCAACAAGAACUUCCCUUUUCAAACAGUAACCCUGGUAACACUUUCACUGCCAUAAUUUAUUCGCAAUUGGGAUCCACCGCAGUUCUUUAUCGCCUACUUCGAAGUCUCGCAAAAAGCAAGUACCUAGAUAAGAUUAUACUUAUGUGGAAUUCGGACAUUCCGGUGCCAAGAAAACGUUGGCAAGGUAUUAAAGUGUCAAUCCACAUUGUCGCGGUUGACGGUAUAUCUCAACGUUUUUAUCCUCAUCCGUUAAUCAAAACUAGUGCCAUAUUGUCGCUUGAUGAAGACGCUACUUUAAAUACCGACGAGAUUGACUUCGCUUUUACGGUGUGGCGAUCGUUUCCUGAUCGAAUAGUAGGAUAUCCAGCGAGAUCUCAUUAUUGGGAUGACUCAAAGCGUUCCUGGGGUUACACUAGUAAAUGGACAAACGACUAUAGUAUCAUACUUACUGGUGCUGCUUUCUAUCAUCGCUACUAUAAUACUUUGUAUACCGAGUUAUUGAGCUCGACCCUUCAUAAGACCGUGGAGCAAUCGCAGAAUUGCGAGGAUAUACUUAUGAAUUUCCUAGUGAGUCACGUUACACGAAGACCGCCCAUCAAAGUGACGCAGCGCAAAUUGUACAAGGACACUGCGGUAGCUGGCAUCAGGUCCCCGUGGAACGAUCCGGAUCAUUUCAUACAACGGCAAACAUGUAUGAAUACAUUUGUCGCUGUCUUCGGCUAUAUGCCCCUGUUGCGAUCUAACAUGCGACUGGAUCCUGUUCUGUUCAAAGAUUCCGUGAGUAAUCUUCGCAAAAAAUAUAGGCAAAUUGAAUUAGUUAGUAACUAACUAGGAUUGUACACACUGUGCUCGAUUUUUUGCGCGCAUUUUACAUUUAAUUUUACAUGCGCGCCUGACGCAAAAUCUGUGUUACGCGAUACGAGAUAUUAGAUCUGUUUCUUUUAACUCACUUAUCGUUUGGUGUAAUUGAAUCAGAAAAUUUAUAUUGAGGAUUUAAAAGAGGGAGAGAGAGAGAGACUGGAGAAAGAAUUACAGUUGAAAAAAGCAGAUCUAUUGUCCUCGCCAUGCGAACAUGCGAGUGUAAAAUGUAUGGGGAACAUUUAUUGCGCGUUUGCGAUCUACGCUACAUUAUCAAUGUCGGGCAGUAAAUCAAAGUCCGUUAUCCAGCAAGGACACACACGCAGUGGGAGUUUUCUAGGAAGAAAACAUAGAUAGACUAUGUGAUGCAAUUGAUUAUCGGAUAGAGAAUUUUUCAAGUUUCGCAAAUUGUAAUUGUUCCCUUUGAUAACCAUUGAAUCCUGUUGAAAUAUUAUGUUUAUGUAUUUCUUUCCGGAAAGCUCUCAAUGAUAUCUUGCGAUUUAUUUGUGAGUACUUUUGUACAAAUUGUAGAACAAAUUGUAGAAUUAUAACGAUGCAGUUUCUAUUUGACGACAUCUCGCAUAGCUAUUAUCUGCUGCGAGGCAGCAUUUAAUUGAUGUACAUACAAAUCGUUUUAUAGUUAAUAAUAAGAAAAAAAAGUUAUUUAAGAAACACUUGAACUUUUCACACAUUGAUCAUUAAAAUAAUUAUAUGAUAGAAUCAUUUAAAUAAAAUAAAAACAAAAAUCAAAUUUUUCUGAUAUUCGUUUUCGUACAAUGAUCUUUGAUUAUUUUGUUAAUGUUUGUGAAAUACAAGAGGUAAACAGAUAUCAUUUGUAUGUAUAAUGACAUUUUUAAUCAUGGAGAUUUGCAUAUGUUUUUCUAUCUGAAUAAAUGUAUUUUGUGUGAUUCUUCUUAGAUUUGAAAAAAUGUAAGAAAUCGGAAAAGUCUAGAAUAGACUUUGUUAAGUGCUUUUGGUAGUGGUGACAUGAAAGUCAAUAUUUGUAUCAUGGGAAGAUGUGAAGAAAGAAGCAAGAUUUGUUUAUAUUUAAAACAAUUGUAAAGAUAUUAUAAUUUAAUGAGAUUAUGUAUAUAAUCUCAUUAAAUUCUAUAGAUAUAUAUAUAUAUAUACUAUAUCUCGAUAUAUCAAUUUUUCUUGAUAUCAAGUAAUUUUGAUGUUGUAUGAUUUAUAGGAUCGCAUUACUAAUCCCUUUUUUUCUUCUCUCUUUUCGAGAGGAAUUCUUAUAGUUCGUAUAUUUGAACUUAAUUAUAAGCACUUUGUAUCCAACAAA
Messenger RNA from Nylanderia fulva, 4416 nucleotides. It is a transcript of the gene ttv, whose product is annotated as exostosin glycosyltransferase 1 ttv. NCBI's taxonomy places the organism in Eukaryota, Metazoa, Arthropoda, Insecta, Hymenoptera, Formicidae. Gene Ontology annotation, molecular function: glycosyltransferase activity. Gene Ontology annotation, cellular component: membrane. The record is from RefSeq and is a predicted model, not a curated record.